Molecule: messenger RNA, 1256 nt
Organism: Caenorhabditis elegans
Lineage: Eukaryota; Metazoa; Nematoda; Chromadorea; Rhabditida; Rhabditidae
Gene: lec-1
Product: Galectin
Exons: 3
Coding region: 164-1021 (285 amino acids)
Molecular function (GO): carbohydrate binding
Source: RefSeq, marked reviewed
AUUGGGCGGCGCUUGCGAAUGUUAUGACUGUUCAACUGUCUGGUUUCUCUCUCCUCUCACACUCUCAGCUUUUGUUGAAACUGUUUACCGGUCGUCAGUUCUUCGUUUGACUCGCGUCCUGAACGAUCGCUUUCAGUUUUCCUCAGCUCAACUCUUUACACUAAUGUCUUCCACUCCUCAAUUCCUUCGCUGGUACGAGCAGAACAAGCCAGUACCAUACCGCUCAGUGCUCCAGGAGAAGUUCGAGCCCGGACAGACGCUCAUCGUCAAGGGAUCGACGAUCGACGAGUCGCAACGCUUCACCAUCAACCUUCACUCGAAGACCGCGGAUUUCUCCGGAAACGAUGUGCCACUCCACGUCUCUGUCCGCUUCGAUGAGGGCAAAAUUGUGCUCAACUCGUUCUCGAAUGGAGAAUGGGGAAAGGAAGAGCGCAAGUCGAACCCAAUCAAGAAGGGAGACUCGUUCGACAUUCGCAUCCGUGCUCACGACGAUCGCUUCCAGAUCAUCGUCGACCACAAGGAGUUCAAGGACUACGAGCACCGUCUGCCACUCUCCUCAAUCUCUCACCUCUCGAUUGACGGAGAUCUCUACUUGAACCACGUUCACUGGGGAGGAAAGUACUACCCAGUACCAUACGAGAGCGGACUCGCCAACGGACUUCCAGUCGGAAAGAGCCUCCUCGUCUUUGGAACCGUUGAGAAGAAGGCCAAGCGCUUCCACGUCAACCUUCUCCGCAAGAAUGGAGACAUCUCGUUCCACUUCAACCCACGUUUCGAUGAGAAGCACGUCAUCCGCAACUCUCUUGCCGCCAACGAAUGGGGAAAUGAGGAGCGCGAGGGAAAGAACCCAUUCGAGAAGGGAGUCGGCUUCGACUUGGUCAUCCAAAACGAGGAGUACGCGUUCCAGGUGUUCGUCAACGGAGAACGCUACAUCUCGUUCGCUCACCGCGCCGAUCCACACGACAUUGCCGGGCUUCAGAUCUCUGGAGACAUUGAGCUGUCUGGAAUUCAAAUCCAAUAAAUUAUGUAUUGAUAUCCCCUGUUCCCCCUCUUUCUUCUGUUAUCCAGCUCUCCCAUUUCUCUCUCUCUCACUGAUCAAUCUUCCAAAAGUCUACUGCCCCUCUCCCCCCCCCCCCCCCCCAAAAAGAAUCAUUUCUCUAUUAUUUCGCACCGGCAACUGAACUGUAAUCCCGCGUUUUUCUUUUUGUAUCUUUUCUCACCCCCCACAUUGUAUUUUAAUAAAAUUGGAUAGCAGA